AGCUGUACAUCCCACAUCUCAAUUGUCGGUUUAUGUAAAGAUAUGUGAUUGUUAAAGGGAGAAGAAAAAAUAAAUUGUACUAAAAUCAGAGAUGGUGAAGAAAGUGGAGCAGUGGCAUUGGAGUUUUCUUCACAAGAACAAUUACUUCCUUCUCAAAUUGGGUGUUUCACUUCUUUUAGCAGGCCUUGCUUUUAUGCUUAUCUUCAACGAUUCUUCACCAAUUCUAACUGCACCCUUUGUUGAAACCACGAUUUCUGCCGAUUCUGCAGAAAAAGAAAAAUGCAAUCUUUUUAUUGGGGAUUGGGUGUAUGAAGCAGAGCCUCGUUACACAAAUAGCAGCUGCAGCUUCAUUGAAGGCCACCAGAACUGUAUGAAAAAUGGCCGCCCCGACUCCGGCUAUCUCCACUGGAGGUGGAAGCCCCGGGACUGUGAGUUGCGUCGCCUUGACCCCCGGGGCUUCCUUGACUUGAUGACCAACAAAAGCUGGGCCUUCAUUGGUGAUUCCAUUUCAAGAAACCACGUCCAUUCUAUCCUUUGUGGACUCUCAGUGGUUGAGAAUCCAAUCGAAGUCUACCACGAUGAGACCUACAAAAAUCGAAGAUGGCUCUUCCCAUCGUACAACUUCACCCUAUCGGCUCUCUGGUCUCCUUUCCUGACGUACGCAGCCACCUUUGAAGAUAGCAACGGCGUUUCCACAGGUGAUAUCCAACUGCACCUUGAUGUACUCGACAAGAAUUGGACCGAGCAGUACAAGAGCCACGAUUAUGUAAUGCUAUCCGUUGGCAAAUGGUUCACAAAAACAGCAAUCUACUACGAGAACAACACCGUGUUGGGCUGCUACAACUGCACCAAUAGCGACCUCACCAAGUUACGUUUCAACUUUGCAUACCGCAGAGCAAUGAGGACUGUUUUCGACUACAUUGUAGGAUCGAAUCAUGAAGGUGUGACGUUUUACAGGACCUCCUCUCCGGACCACUUUGAGGGGGGCGAGUGGUUCAGUGGUGGGACGUGUAAGAGAAGAGCACCGGUGAAGGAAGGGGAGUUUGAGUUGAACAAGCCAGACAGGCUUCUACGCGACGUGGAGCUAGAGGAAGUGGAGAAGAUAUUGGCUAAGGCAUCAGAGAAGGGGGUGAAUCUCAGGCUUUUCGACGUGCACCUAAUGUCAUUGUUGAGGCCCGAUGGACACCCGGGACCCUACAGAUUUUAUCAGCCGUUCGCAGAAGACGAGAAGGCGAAGGUGAUAAACGACUGCCUGCAUUGGUGUCUGCCUGGUCCUAUUGAUUGUUGGAAUGAUGUGUUGAUGGAAAUGGUGUUAAAUGGUUGAGAGAUUUGAUGAUUCUUGCAAUGAUCAAUGGUGGUGGAUUCAUGAGAUUUUGAAGCAUUUUUUUCUUGAAAUAGACGAUGAUAAGAAUUAGCAUCCCAAAAGGGGAGUUUUUUUUUUAAGUUUUAAAAAUGGGUAAAA
Molecule: messenger RNA, 1462 nt
Organism: Salvia splendens (bonfire salvia)
Lineage: Eukaryota; Viridiplantae; Streptophyta; Magnoliopsida; Lamiales; Lamiaceae
Product: protein trichome birefringence-like 23
Exons: 3
Coding region: 92-1324 (410 amino acids)
Cellular component (GO): Golgi apparatus
Molecular function (GO): O-acetyltransferase activity
Source: RefSeq, a predicted model, not a curated record